Messenger RNA from Medicago truncatula (barrel medic), 800 nucleotides. Its product is annotated as protein NUCLEAR FUSION DEFECTIVE 6, mitochondrial. Gene Ontology annotation, cellular component: mitochondrion. The record is from RefSeq and is a predicted model, not a curated record. The transcript has 3 exons. The coding region runs from base 206 to 496 and encodes 96 amino acids. NCBI's taxonomy places the organism in Eukaryota, Viridiplantae, Streptophyta, Magnoliopsida, Fabales, Fabaceae.
GAUUGCAUGGCGCGAGCGAAAAGUGCUGUGUGAAGAGCAGAAUUCAAAGAACAAUUCUACCAAAGUUUAAGCCCCAAACUUUUUUAGGCCCAUUUUUCACUUUUGAGUCCAUCAACUGAAGCAGGGUUUUACAAAGUUUCGUAGAAUCCUAAACCGUUGCCUGUGCAGAACCUACGCAAACCCUAAAAACUUUCCGAUAACGAAAAUGGCCUCCGUCGCCGGAACCGCCGCGAGAUCGAUUUUUCGAUCUUCCUCCAUCUCCCGCUCCGCCUUCCGUCUAGCUUCAGAAGCUAAAUCAGCUCGCACUCCUUUCCGAAUCGCCUCGAACAAACCUAUAUCCCAAUCCGCAUUCAGGUGUCCUGUUGAAUUGAGCUUCUGUAUGGAAUCUAUGUUGCCGUUUCAUUCGGCAACUGCUUCGGCGUUGAUGACUUCGAAGUUAGUUGUUUCUCAACGCAGCUACGCAUGGCUUCCUGAAGAUUGCAAUGAUGAUGUGUGAUAAGUGUUCUGAAGAUCGAAGCAAUCUUUUAUGUACUAUCUACUUCAUGAGAGUGUCUUGUCUGAGCCAUUGGUGGGUUAAAUUGAGUCCUAAAGGCUGAAAGGAACUUUUGAAAAGCUAGACCACUUGUAACUCUGUUGUUUCUUUUCUAGAUUUAUAAAAGCCUACUUUCCACCAUAAUUAUUAGUGUCUAAAGUCAAUAAGCUGAAAUUGUUUCGCAGAGUGUUGGAUAAGUUGUCUUUUUUGUCCAUGUUCUUUUGAAAUUUCUUAUUUAAUCGGCUAGGGAUGUUUUAUGUCUGGUUUA